CAAAGACCUUACUAAGCCUCUAGGGGAUACAGGUACAACCUCUAAUCACAGGACUAGGCUCACAAAGCCUUCACCUCACACUUCAGGAGGGCAACAGCAGAAGGCAGAUCAACAUGGAAAGACAAACCAGCAUUAGAUUUCAUCCUGUGUUAGAAGACCAAAGAGAAGUAGAUGAGGAUGUUCUUCAAAGCCCGCCCCAGAGGGAAUACAAUAGAGAACAACCCAUCAUCUCCAGGGUGAGCAUGAUGUUCACUUCUCGUCCAGAAAUGGAAGAGGACAACAGCUGCUCCAGCCUUUCUCCACCGAUUAAGGAACCCCCAAAGCAACAAGAUUCCACUGCUCCACAACAGAACUCUGAAUUACUGGAAAAUCCACAUGCCCUACUUCUGCUGCUGCGCCAGAGAGAUUUAGAAAUCAAGGGGCUGAAAAAUGCUGCCCAGAAGGAUCCUUACAACCGGCUUGGGUGUAUUUUGCAGGAGAUUGUGAAGCCAACACAGAAAGGACCACCAAAGAAAAGCCCAACCGAAGUUGCUCUUCAGGAAGAAGUGAACCAAUUGAAUGAGGAACUGAAAGCAAUCAAGAAUGAUAAUGAGAAGAAAAUCAAAGAGCUGGAAAACAAACUUGUACAAUCGAAACUACAUGUCCUGCACUUACAAAAGACAGUGAGGGCCCUGUCAGCAAAGUCAGAUGAAGAAAUAGACACUGACUCCACCUUGUCUCUGGAUGAAAGGACAAAAUUAGCAUAUGAAACCUUUGAGCUCUGGUCUGAGACAGGAAACAGAGUAACAUCAGACACCAGUGAUCUAAGACUUCGGAGAGUUCCAAAGCACACCAGCUUUGUUGAUGCCUUUCACAAGUUUGGAAGUGUUGUGAUGUCUGAGGAAGACAAAAAAGAAAUACUUUCUAAAUUAGAGGCGGUUGCAGAGAAAGCAUGCACUUCUGGCACCACAGAUGAAAGUUCCUUGGGAAGCUCAAGAACAGAUAGUCAGCUUCCCUCUGAACAAUCCUCGUGGACCAUCAUCCCAUCUCAGAAAUCAGUAGUUAUCAGUUCAUCCGUCAGUGAGACCAAAAUGACAGAAUCUUCUAAGAGUGUGCCAUCAUCCAUGGAGACAACUCAGCAAGAGAAGAAUGUCCAUGUCCUGGAUCCUUGGCACCUUGCUCAGGCUGGCCUUACUCUUGGACAACUCUCAGAUGGAGAAAAGAGAGCCUAUUCUGUGCCUUCCGUAGAAGGAUGCAAAAGAUGUCGUUCUGUCACAGGCUCUCUAAAAAUUGUCAGUGUACAUCGUAAGGGCAAAUUUGUCCGAAUCUUCAACGCACUGUUGACCAAGGAGGUAGACCUUAGUGGCUACAUCAUUCAGCAAUGGGUUGGAGGAUAUCCAGUGUCCGUCUAUCGCUUCCCACGUGGCACCAUUCUACCUGCACAACACCAUAUCACUGUCUGGGCUGCCGUAGCAAACCUUGCGCAUGAGCAACCUUCAGACCCAUUGUCAGGCCCACGUUUUUUCAGAGCAGGCCCUGAAUGUGUUACUGUUCUCUGUGAUCACAGUGGCCAGGUUGUGUCACAACAUACAAAUCCUCACCAAUUCACGGCAACUGCAGAGGCCUACAGUGACAAUGUGGACCUUUCCAUAGACAAAUUUCCGCUCAACAAUGAUGAGGAUGAUGAGAAUGACUCCUCCAGGAUAGAUGUGUCUUUUUCUAAACAGAAUCGCAGCAAGAAGGCAGAUUCAGGGAUCUUGGUGAAGAGAAGGUACUCAAGACAUUUUUCCAUUGAUGCUUCAGCAACUACCAAAACUUCAAGUGGCCGUUCUACUGGAACCAAGGCAAAAAUCAAAGAUACAAGUAGAGAGUCUACUGGCUCAUUUUUGUAUUCCUCAAAACCUCCAUCACGCUCAGCCAGUGAAACUCCUUCUUCUUCCAGCGAGGGAGAUUAUUUUGCUUAUCGCUCAUGGAAACCUCUCGUUCAGGAACCAGAAGCCAGAGAGUUCAAGACGACGCUGGACACUACCCUUCCUAUUGUGUCUUUGAUAGGACAAAAGAGUGCUCGCUCAAGAUACGGAUUCAAGUACAUGACUUACCUACCUACCACCACCGAUCUGCACCUAAGGCGGUACUGUCCCGCUAGGUGACAUGUUGAAGAAGGAUGGCACAAGAAGCUUGUCUGACUUCUUUAAAUACACCACACAAUCCUGCCAUUUGUUUU
This is a messenger RNA of Pogona vitticeps (central bearded dragon), 2203 nucleotides long. The record is from RefSeq and is a predicted model, not a curated record. NCBI's taxonomy places the organism in Eukaryota, Metazoa, Chordata, Lepidosauria, Squamata, Agamidae.